Molecule: messenger RNA, 4048 nt
Organism: Herpailurus yagouaroundi (jaguarundi)
Lineage: Eukaryota; Metazoa; Chordata; Mammalia; Carnivora; Felidae
Gene: TMEM209
Product: transmembrane protein 209
Exons: 15
Coding region: 91-1731 (546 amino acids)
Cellular component (GO): membrane
Source: RefSeq, a predicted model, not a curated record
UCCGGCAAACUGGUUGCCUACGCCUUAGUGCUUGGCUUCGCGCAUGUGCAGUAGAGAGUGGCGCGAGCCAGCAGCUUCCGGCCGAAGAACAUGAUGCAAGGGGAGGCAAAUCCUAGUGCUUCCCUUAUUGACAGAACCAUCAAGAUGAGAAAAGAAACAGAAGCUAAGAAAGUGGUUUUAGCCUGGGGACUCCUAAAUGUAUCUGUGGCUGGAAUGAUAUAUACUGAAAUGACUGGAAAGUUGAUUAGUUCCUAUUAUAAUGUGACAUACUGGCCCCUUUGGUAUAUUGAGCUUGCCCUUGCGUCCCUCUUCAGCCUAAACGCCUUAUUUGAUUUUUGGAGGUAUUUCAAAUAUACUGUGGCACCAACAAGUCUGGUUGUUAGCCCUGGACAGCAAACACUUUUAGGGUUGAAAACAGCUGUUGUACAGACUACUCCUCCACACGAUCUGGCAGCAACCCAAAUCCCUCCCUCGCCACCUUCUCCUUCAAUUCAGGGUCAGAGUGUGUUGAGCUAUAGCCCAUCUCGUUCACCCAGUACCAGCCCCAAGUUCACCACCAGCUGUAUAACCGGAUACAGCCCUCAGCUGCAAGGUCUGUCAUCAGGUGGCAGCAGUUCCUAUAGCCCUGGAGUGACUUACUCUCCCAUCAGUGGUUAUAAUAAGUUGGCAAGCUAUAGUCCUUCUCCUUCUUCUCCAUACCCUACAACUGUUGGACCAGUGGAGGGCAGUGGGUUGAGAUCUCGCUACCGUUCUUCACCCACCGUCUAUAACUCGCCUACUGACAAAGAAGACUACAUGACAGACCUACGAACUUUGGAUACUUUUCUUAGAAGCGAAGAAGAGAAACAGCAUAGAGUUAAGCUGGGGAGUCCAGAUUCUACCUCGCCUUCCACCAGUCCUACCUUCUGGAACUACAAUCGUUCUAUGGGAGAUUAUGCACAGACUUUGAAGAAGUUUCAGUAUCAGCUUGCCUGUAGGUCUCAGGCCCCAUGUGCUAACAAAGAUGAGGCUGAUCUCAGUUCUAAACAAGCUGCAGAGGAGGUUUGGGCAAGAGUGACUAUGAAUAGACAACUUCUUGAUCAUAUGGAUUCGUGGACAGCUAAGUUCAGAAAUUGGAUCAAUGAGACAAUAUUAGUGCCACUGGUACAAGAGAUUGAGUCUGUCAGCACACAGAUGAGACGAAUGGGCUGUCCCGAGCUUCAGAUAGGAGAGGCUAGCAUUACUAGCUUGAAGCAAGCUGCUCUGGUCAAAGCUCCUCUCAUCCCGACUUUGAACACAAUUGUGCAGUAUCUAGACCUUACACCCAAUCAGGAAUACUUGUUCGAAAGGAUUAAAGAACUUUCUCAGGGAGGCUGUAUGAGUUCAUUUAGAUGGAAUAGAGGUGGAGACUUCAAAGGACGGAAGUGGGAUACAGACCUGCCCACUGACUCAGCUAUCAUCAUGCAUGUAUUUUGCACCUACCUUGAUUCCAGAUUACCUCCACAUCCUAAGUACCCUGACGGGAAGACAUUUACUUCUCAGCACUUUGUUCAGACCCCAAAUAAACCAGAUGUGACAAAUGAGAAUGUUUUUUGCAUCUAUCAGAGUGCUAUCAACCCUCCUCAUUAUGAGCUAAUCUACCAGCGUCAUGUGUACAAUCUUCCAAAGGGCCGAAAUAAUAUGUUUCAUACAUUGUUAAUGUUUCUCUACAUCAUAAAAACCAAAGAGUCAGGAAUGCUUGGUUCCAAAUAAUAGAGGCAUGCGGCUGUCUCUUGAUUCUUCAGUUUGGGACAUCGGAGGUUGAUUUCUUACUUUGUCAGAUGAGUAAUCUCUUUCUCUUAUAGCCCUCUCCUUUGUACUUUGAAUACUGUAUAGUACUCUCUAGAGUAGAAGUAGGUUUUUCUUUUUGUUUAUAUAUAAGUAGGGUUUAGUUUAAGCUAUAUUAAGAAUUCCCAUGUACAAAUUCACUAAAGCAUCCAUAAUAAUUAGUAAAUUCUUAAUUCGGAUUUAAUAGGUAAAAUUCUCUAAGAAACCUAGCAGCUCUAUAUCAUAUCCUCCAUGUAAACAUUUUAAUUGCUACCUCUGCUUUAAUCUUGCUAAAAUUAUUCUGUAAUAUUCCUUGAAUUUUCCACACCCUGUAAACGCAUUUGUCCUAAAUUGGGGUUUUAAGCCCAGUGAAGAAAGCAAUUACUAUUACUAGGGUCCACCUGAUAAGCCAUAUGUAACAUAACUCAUUACAGAAUGGCAUUAAAUGUUAUCAGUUAAAUAUGUAUUCCUUGUAAAGACUAGUUUUUGUUAUUUGAAGAGACCUUAAAUGUUUGGAAAUCGAUUCAACUAAAAAGGUUUGUUUUUUUUUUUUUCUUUUUAUAGGAGAGUUAAUCUUGGUCUAUCCGGUGUGAAUAUUUUGUGGAUUUUUGGCGAGUAAUGUGUGUCGUUUAAUUCCAAACAUUAGGACUUUUAUUUGAUUGAACCAGGAGUUGAAUCUAAGCAUCUCUGAGUCACUGUGUCUUUUGAAGUAAGAUACAUGUAUGUGUUAACAGACUCUUUUAGAUUUAACGAAAAAUUAGCUAUUAUGAAACUUCUUGUUAAAGUAUUUCCUGUGUUCUCUACACUGAGAGACAUUACCUUCACUUUUUUUAUUACCUUUCAGAUUUUUCAGUUGUCUGUGAAACUGCAAACCUUCAGAUAUUUGUUGACCCAAAACAGUGCAGUUUCCCCUUAAUUAAGAAAUUUGAGUCCUUUUUCAUGGUAACCUACAAAUGAGAAUCAUCCACCUGAUUUUUCCCCACAAAAAAUUUAUUUUUUCAAUUGCAUUAUUUGGUGUAAAUACUUAAAAAGAAACAAGGAAAUUGCUAAUUCACCUUUUUUAUCUCUUUACUUCCCUGUUGUUCUAUAGAUCAGCCCAAGGCCCACAUGUAAAGAGAUGAGAUCAACUUGUAGGCAAUGUAUUAUUAGUCCAUGUGCAUUUUUAAAUAAUAUUGAAAGAGGUUUGACAGUGUUGGCAUGUUUAGAAGUCAGCUCUCAGAUUAACUCACAGAGUUAAACUAUCUGGGUCUUAGGUUAAAAGGAUGAAGACAUUAAGAAACUCUUGCUUUCUUUUUAAUAAUUCAAUCUGACUGUGUUAUUUUAAGAGUUCUCUUUUAAGAUCAUACAAUAUCUGUUUAAAUUUUUUUAGAUAUGUUCAGAAUAUCUGCAGAGUAAGAAGUGACUGAGUUUUGCUUGACUCUAUUUUCUUACGUAUCUAUGAAUAGGACCUUGAAGGCUAGCUAGCAAGUGUGUUUGUUUUCCAGAUUGACGUCCUAUUAGAGACCACUUCUGUCACCUUACGUAAACCUGGAAACAAAACUAGAAUCUUCUGAGUAACUGCAUUUUGGUCCUGUAUGUGCAUCCCAUUUUUAAUAAUUUGUAAAUUCUGUUUUUCAACAAGUCAUUCCUGUGUUUUGAAAGUCCUGUGUCCAGAGGAAAGGAGGUUUCUUUUCACUGCUUUUGAUGUAUGUUGAACAUGUUUGCUGUGGUAUUUUAGAAGAAAAUGUCAAUUAAACAUGUUAAAUACGAGAACAUGUGAAAAUCUAAGUACUGUUUCAAAACUUAUUGAAGGUGUCACAGAAUAACAAUUGUUACAUGGUUAACAUUCUUUAUUAAAGGGAAUAAGGGAAAAAUUUUAACACAUUAAGACAAAGGUUUUUUUUCUUUAUAGGACUUAUGGCAGCUUUUAGUCCAAAAAUUCAAAGCUAUAAUAUUUUUAUUUUGUGACUAUCAAGAAAAUAUAAUAUGUGGGAAAUAUACAUGUAAAAAGACUAGAGAUACAUGCUAAAAAAGAAAAGCUCUUUUGAUUGCAUACUGUGAGUCUAGCGUGGGUUACUAUAUUCUAGGUAGUUUUCCUAUACUGACUAGUCUCCACAAGUGUUUGAGCCAACUUAUACUUUAAUGUAGCCUUUAUUAAAAAUACUUUGAUAAAUUAGUUGGCAUUCACACGUCAGGAAGACAGUGCACUGCAAAUACGGUAAAAUUUUUUGGGUCUUUGUGUUAAAAUGAGUACCUACUUUAAUUAAAUGUUAUUUAUAGGGUA